Molecule: messenger RNA, 14906 nt
Organism: Procambarus clarkii (red swamp crayfish)
Lineage: Eukaryota; Metazoa; Arthropoda; Malacostraca; Decapoda; Cambaridae
Product: transmembrane protein 169
Source: RefSeq, a predicted model, not a curated record
AAGAGAUUGUUAUGACGGGCGUGAGAGAGGCGUCUGCUGGCGGCGCUGAAAUGGACCUCUCACUACACACACGCUAACUACAACAAUUACAACCACAACACUGAAACACACACUUACACAACACAGGUAGAUGAGUUGGCAGAGGUGGCAUCUCCUUUGCUGACUUACCCAAGAUGGAAGCGCAGGGCAACAAAAUCUUAUCAUCUGCACAGGAAUGUGAAAGUGGAGGAUCAGCGUGUGAUUCAGGGGGAGAGGGAGGUUCAGCUGAGUGCCUCCUGCAGGAUACGCCUGUUGUUCCGACUGUUUUGACACCUGGUGUCACUCCAAAUGCCACCCCAGCAAUGACACCUUCACAGUCUCAGCAUACAGCUUCCACAACUGAUUUAGAUAAAAAUACUCCAAGCAUUGACAACCUCUUACAACAAGAGAGCACUGGCAGUAUUUGCAGCAUUGAGGCAAUUGGUGGAAGUGUCAAAGCCAGACUUUUACCAGGUGAAACAAACUCCAGAGCAAGUAUGAACAACCUGUUGGAGACUAGUAGCACAGCUUCUGAUAAAAUUCACCGUAACAGUGCCAUAUUUGUAGAUUCUGCUGCCAUGGCUGACUCUCUAGAACAGCAAAGAAAUAGCCAAGAAGAUGAAAACAGUGACAAGAUAUCCAUUCUUGGAGAAGGAAGUAUUAAGGUGGCCAGUGAUGGUAAUGAAUCGGAUGAACAGUGUGUCCUGAAACUUGUUGGGAAUGAAGGUGUAGGGUGUGAUGGUGGCAACAGCGAUGAAGGUGGCAGUGGAGGACAGGUGGUUUUCAGCGAGGAACUACCAGAUGGUCUGGAAUCAUAUGUCACACUCACUGGCACCAUCAAGCGGGGCAAGAAGAAAGGACAUAGUAUUGAUGUCAAGGUAAACCUCUCCAGAGAAGAACUGGAUGAUCUGGAAGCAUCAAUCACACAGACAUUGGGGCCUGAUAAGCCUAAGCCCAGAUGCUCGAUGCGUUAUGGACCACAUAUCACUUUAUUCUCCCUCAUCUGCUUCCCAUUUGUCUUCCUGGUGUCUGGAGCGUAUUCUUUCUACCUCGGCACCCUCACAUGGUAUAGCAUGUUGACGAGGGUCACAGAAGCUCGUUGUCUCCCAAAGAUAACACUACCACCGCUGCUCAUUCUUCUCUACCCAUUCCUCAUUACUGUCUUCACAUUUGGAUUAGGAAUAUAUGGGGCUCUCGUUCAGAUAUCAUUGUCUUAUGAUUCCUGGUGGGCAGAGGUGAGUGACCCUGAGAAAGGUUUCUAUGGGUGGCUGUGUUCUUUGCUGCAUGUCGAGGAAUGUGCACCAUAUGAGACUGUUGUGUUAAUGACUGAACCUCUUGGCACAAAAAUGCAGGACUGCACUGUGUAAGUUGUGUGCAAUUACCACAUAAAAAGAAACAUUGCAGACUACAUUGGGAAUAUACAUAGUGUUUAUAAGACAUCAAACAAAUUACCUUCUAUUGACACUUGUAUUAGUAUGUUUAUCCAUCAUCGAUAUUCCGGAGAAUGAGUUUUAAAUACAAAAACUACCUGAAUUUGAAUCUCGCUUAUUGACAGAAAAUGCUAGAACCUGGGCAGCAUUGUACUAUUUUGCUUGCAUACUUGCAAAUAUUUCUGUCAUUUGAGAUUACUGUUCUAGUACCGGUACUGCACACAGUAUUUUGAAUUAGACCAAAAAAAUAUUAUCAUUCAGUUACAGGCAUCAGUUUUUUAAUGUUCUUUUAUGUCUAUAUAGUACAUUGUGCCUGAGAGCUGUCCCAAUUGCUCAAUCGUUAUAUGUUACGUGUCGUAUCUUUAUGUUGUUCCAACUUGCAUUCCUUUUUUUGUUGACAGUUUUUUGUUAUUUGAACCAAAUGUACAGCUCAUAGAACUAUACUUUGUCAUUCCAAGGUUAUUGUGAUAUUUCCAGUGAGUGAAAAUAAUAUCUAUACUCUACUGGUAUACAGGAAAUAUAUUGUGUUUUAGUUUUUUAAGGCAUUUUAAUGUUAUUUUAUUGUUAUAUAAUUUGUGAUAGUUUUCAGUUCAUCUUAAUUAUGUUUAACAAAAACACCUUGAUACUUGCACAUUAAAUUAUAUCGUAAAUUUUCUACCGCAUUAUACUAAAUGUGUUAACAGAGAAUGGAAAUUUAUGAAUAUUGUGCAAGUGUUAACUAGUAUAUAUGUGUACAGCAGUGUGUUAAUACCAUGCAAGCAUUCAGUCUGUUCACCAGAUUAAUGUUUGUCCUUUUCGUAUAUGACGUGUGUUUACUUGCACUAAGAGUGUGAUGGUCAGUGCUGUCACUUCACAACCACAAGGUCCCAGAUUCGAUUCCCACCCGAGACGGUGAUGUUUGGACACGUUCUUUUCACUUGAUUCCUGUGUUCACCUAGCAGUAAAUAGGUACCCAGGAGUUAGUCAACUGUUAUGGUGUUGCAUCCCGGGAGAGUUCAGUCAUUGGCUUAGGGAUCUCGGUAAGCCUGGCAGGCAUCCUGGCCCUGACAGUGGGAAAGUAUAUCUUAAGUUUACAAACUAAAGCAGGGUGCAUUAUGCAUGCUGAACAAAUCUGUUGAUUUGUUUAUCUAUUUAAUUAUGUAAUUUCUAUAUAUAAAGACAUUUAGAUGGUAUGGAAAGCAUGAAAUUACCUCAGUAGCCAAUGACAGUUACAACAUUUACAGAAAAUAAUAUAAUAGAAGAAAAUCAGUACUGAAUCUUUAAACAUAUUAAACACUAAUACCAGCAAGAAGUUAUAUGUUUUGUAUAUGAGUACAAUACAAUUCAUUGAAAAGAACAUGCAUCGAAGAGACGGGUAUAAUCAUUGCUUCACUUGUAUACUAUCGUGGGAGAAUGAGCUCGCCUAAUGUAUUGUGUUUAAAUGUAAUUUAUCUGAAGAAUAUUGUAUGAAUAACAUUCAUAUCAGAUAUUAUUGAAAUAGAAGUGGAGAAAAGUGAGUAUUUAAACCAAGUUAAUAAACAGUAUUGUAUAUGAAGAAGGCUAAAGAUUAUUCCAAAUUUGCUGGUAUUUCAGAAAAGGGUUACAAGGUAAUGAUUGAUCAUGAUAUUUCAUGUAAUAACAAAAUAUGCAUUUUUUUUUGUCUCGGAGCACAAAUUAUGUUGUCAAGGUCACACCAAAUUGUGUCUUUAACUAAUGAAGCAAGGUAUUUAAGUUUCCAUGCAACACGGAAAUAAUCUAAAGAAUUUUGUAUUUGUAUAAGCAUUAGAGAAUAAUACAAAUUGUAUUGUAUUGUAUGCGGACAAUGAGUCACAAUAAUGUGGCUGAAGAUAUAAUGACCAAAGCACACACUAGAAUACGAUGAGACGCCGACGUUUCGGUCCGUCCUGGACCAUUAUCAAGUCGAUUUUGUAUGUACAAACAUACAAUAUGUUUAUCUCAAAUAUAUUGUAUGUUUGAGACAAUUUUAAGUUUGGAAGGCUGCCCAGCUUUGUGAUGGUGAUGCUUGGUGCAGGUAUCAAGAUGUACAUGCAGGUAUGUGUGUAAUGUUUGAAUAGUAACAUGUAGAAUGUUUGUUCUACCCCCCCCCCCCUCUCCCCCCCUUUCCACACUCAUUCCCUCUUUUUCUUCUAUAACUUGUUUUGUACCAAAGAUUGGAAUAUGUCUUGGUAAUGUUAAGAAUAUGGAUUUGCCUCUUCAUUUAUGCUAUGUUGUAGUCAAAUUAUCAUCAUUUGAUAUGUGCCAAUAGUAUGUUAUUGACCUUUAGUGUCACUCCAUCAUCCUUUGUUGAGGUUGAAUACCUCCUGUUUCAGAGUCCGCCAAAGAAUCUUUUUACAGUGCACGUAGCCAAAUGCAAGUGCUUUGUGUGCAACUGUAUAUUUGGCAGCAUUUUGCACAUGGAGACCUUGAGUGGCAGUGUGACAUAUUGUUCAUACAGGCAGCAUGACCUAUCCUAGCAACAAUAUAGAUAUUCUCAUUAUGAAAGGUUAAUGUGAGAUUUGUAAUGGCCCUUUUGUUUGUAUUAAAGAUAUCACAGCUUUGCUCUCUAAGAGAAAAUGCCUUGAAUGUUUUCUGUACAUCCAAGCAUUCAUCUAUUUAUUUAUCUAUGUUACCUGAACCAUCUUAAAAAUAUCUUAGUGAUGUAAUAUGAAAUAAAAGUUUGGUGUAUAUGCUCAGCAUAAAAUACUUUUAGCAAAUUUUUAUCUUUCAUAAAUAAAAAUAAAUAGUCACUUGUGAGACUUGUGUGACAUUUCCUUGAAGAAAAUGUAAUUUCAAUCUAGGAAUAUACAGGGUAUGUUAAUGAGCUAUAGUUGCUACAUAAUUUACACAUGCAUGUAAAUACUGUACCCAUAUAUUCAAGGGGAAAGUGUGCACUUUAACCUCGCUGACAUUGUUUCAUUUCCAAUUCAGUUGGCUGGAGUAGAGAGCAAAAACAAGAAAAUUGUAUAACCAUCCAAAUAAUUAUUGGCUGUACUGUAUAAGGGUUGUCAGUGCCUGAUUAUUGAUAAUAUACAGCCUGUUCACAUGUGGGAAUCAUCCAGUAAAUGUACUUUGACUGUACAUUAGCACAUGAACCUACACCAACCCAUGUGACCUAUUGAGGUCAGUGCCUGUUAGUUAUGAAAGCAUAUAAUUCUAAUGUUUCUAUUUCCAGAAUAUCACUUUCAAUUUGCAAAUAUAGUUGACCUUGGUGUGAGAACAGGUUGAAAUACUGGUUGGUUGUAGUGUUCUGAAUAUUUUUUGUGGGAGAUUUAUACUUGAGAAACGAAGGUGGAAAUGUUAGUGUCCAGGUAGUAAAAAUACUGAGGUACAGAGCCUGUUUAGUAAAGAUGAGCUCAUGGUACAGUGCUACAUUCUGAGGCACUGUAGUUGGGUAGUGGAUCAUGUAGCCCAUGAAGUAGAUGCACGAUCAUCAUGUUCACAAAAUUAACAGCGGUGUAUUGUUCUCAGAAAUAAAGGUGUCAUUGUCGACGGGCAACAGAUAAGGCAAGUGUUUAGUUGUUUCUUAAUGUAUCAUUGAGCAUUUACAAAUGUGUGUAAAUGAGACAUAAUACAAAACUAUUUUUAUUUCACGAGUUAUCUGUACCUCUUUCCUACGCAAAAUGGGGGUUAAUUAAGUCUUUGUAGUCCCUUUAUCCUAUUCCUAUGCUCACAUAUCUCCACUGAAAUGUAUUGGAUUUAAAAACAACAAAAAGUCUGAUCAUUGGAGCAUUAUACUAUAGGCACACCUAUACUUGUAACUGAGACCAAAGCCUUCAUUUACUCGCCUAUUUAUUUCGGCAAAAUAGUUCCACAUAGUAAGGAUGCUUUUCUUUAUUGCACAUUUAAGCUUACCUGAGGGUAGUAAAAACCUAGGUCCUGUAUACAUUUUACUGAUACAGCAGAGGUAAUGAUGCAUUAUCUUGGUGUCAUGUAUAGUUGUGGGAUGCAGAGUUGUGUUUUGCCAGUAAUGGCUCUCGCAGUGUUGAUAAUGGUGCUACGUCUUCAUUCUUGUAAUAACUGCAAUUGCUGGUCAUAUUCAGCAUUAUUUUCAUUAAAAAUGCUUGUGUUUUUAGAUCUUUGUGUGCAUGUGUGUGUGUGUGUGUUGAUCUUUUUGUGUAAAAAAAAAUUAAACAUAAUCUGAAGAUAAUGUUUUAAACUUUGUAAUUUUCUGAUAAGAAAAUGUGUGUUUCUUGUAACAUUGUCACUGUGUGAUGUAGGUGAAGUGUAACAUACUUGGGUGCUUCCUGUGGCUUCCAGAACCACUCCUGCAGUGGCUACUCAGGGCUGCUUGGGCACGAGUUGUCUUAACCUGCACUAUGGUAGCUGUGCUCCUAUCUUCUGGCUGCCUUGGCCACGCAAGCUAGGUCAUUUGGGGGAGAUCAUUUUAGUAUUAAAUUAGAUUGUACUCGUCUCUGAAUCUUUUGAUACUAUCCAGACUGCCACAUUGUGUAGGAGCUUAUAUAGGUAUGAUAGUCACUCAUAGCCUCGGAUAUUGUACAUUUUAUAUGAUCAAAAUCUAGUUACGUGUUCUUCCUCGGUUUACUAAACUUUAGCUUUUGUAUGGAUACUCAAGUUGAUCUGGAGGAGGGGCACCACCUCGUCCUUGUUGACCUGGAGGAGGGGCACCACCUUGUCCUUGUUGACCUGGAGGAGGGGCACCACCUCGUCCUUGUUGACCUGGAGGAGGGGCACCACCUUGUCCUUGUUGACCUGGAGGAGGGGCACCACCUUGUCCUUGUUGACCUGGAGGAGGGGCACCACCUCGUCCUUGUUGACCUGGAGGAGGGGCACCACCUUGUCCUUGUUGACCUGGAGGAGGGGCACCACCUUGUCCUUGUUGACCUGGAGGAGGGGCACCACCUCGUCCUUGUUGACCUGGAGGAGGGGCACCACCUUGUCCUUGUUGACCUGGAGGAGGGGCACCACCUUGUCCUUGUUGACCUGGAGGAGGGGCACCACCUCGUCCUUGUUGACCUGGAGGAGGGGCACCACCUUGUCCUUGUUGACCUGGAGGAGGGGCACCACCUUGUCCUUGUUGACCUGGAGGAGGGGCACCACCUCGUCCUUGUUGACCUGGAGGAGGGGCACCACCUCGUCCUUGUUGACCUGGAGGAGGGGCACCACCUCGUCCUUGUUGACCUGGAGGAGGGGCACCACCUCGUCCUUGUUGACCUGGAGGAGGGGCACCACCUUGUCCUUGUUGACCUGGAGGAGGGGCACCACCUUGUCCUUGUUGACCUGGAGGAGGGGCACCACCUUGUCCUUGUUGACCUGGAGGAGGGGCACCACCUCGUCCUUGUUGACCUGGAGGAGGGGCACCACCUUGUCCUUGUUGACCUGGAGGAGGGGCACCACCUUGUCCUAUUGUUAGAAUUUCUAGGCAGUUUUUAAGAGUUGGCUCAACUUUAACAUUCAUGCACUUAAAUAUGGCACUUGCAGUGAAUAUGGUUAAGAUAUAAAGUCUUUUAAGUUUGAGUGAGAUUUGACAACACUUUACGGAAAUAUUUCUGAGAAACAUUAAUGCAAAAUAAGACAUUGUGGUGUUAGGCAUUCAUGUGGUAUGUGACUUUCCAGUUAUUUGGCCUUUGGUUUAACACUUACAAUACCAAACCAUUUUUAUUAGUUUUUAUUCCUUUUUACUCUAGUGUGCUUCAAAAAUAUAUUUGUUAUAGUGAACCUCUUAAAUUUUGUAUAUAUACAUUGUAUAUGUUUUAAUUAUUUUAUCUUGUAAAUAAAUCUUAUGAAGCAAAGUGAUGCUGAGACUAUUGCUAGUGAUCAACUGAAAAACCUUGAUCCCUCAAAAUGUAUAGGUGUAUGUAUGGAUGUGGGGAUAUGUGUGAAUGUGGGGAUAUAUAUUGGCGAGUGUGUGUAAAAUUACCGGUACCUUAGUGUAGUUACAGGAUGAGAGCUACGCUCAUGGUGUCAGUCUUCCUAGUACUGUACUGUUUGUCGUAUACCGCUUUGAAACUACUGAUGGUUUUGGCCUCCACCACCACCUCACUUGUUCCAACUGUCUUCCAUUCUGUUUGCAAAAGAAAACUUCCUAAUAAUUGUUUGGCACCCUUGUUUCCUUAGCUUAAAUCUGUGACCUCUUGUUCUUGAAGUUGCUGGUUUCAGGAAUUCCUCUGUCAGUUUGGUUGAUUCCUCAUAUUAUUUUGUAAGUGAUGAAUAUAUCACCUCUUUUUUUUCUUCUUCUAUCAUCUAGCUUUGGCACAUUUAAUGCCUUUACACUCUCUUUGUAACUUUUUUUCAGUUCCAGAAUACAUUUUGUAGCAUGCGUUUGCACCUUUUUCCAGUUUAUUGAUGCAUAUAUAGAUAUGGGCACAUAUCUCAAUGAGCACAUAAAAAAAUUGACCAGAUACAGUACUUUGAAAUCUCAAGGAAUAUUGAAUGCCGCUAAGAAUUGCACAAUUUUUCUUUGCUGUAGCAUUCCACAAUGCAAAUGUAGAGCAAGUUUUCUUUUUGCUGAUGCAAAGUCAAUGGACUAAGAAAAGGAACAAGCUGAGUGCAAGUCCAAUAAGCAUUACUGAAAAAAUCAGAUCUAUAGAAAAAUAUGCAUGGGAACUUCAAGUCAUAGAUAGAGUGGGAGAAGAAGAUUGUAAAUAUAAGGAGUUCAAGAUGAUCAACCUUAUGUAAAGGUAAUUUUGUUUCCUAUUUUCUUUCCUGUUUUGAAAUAAUUCUGUACUAUGCUUCUUUUCCAUUUUAAUGGUAAUUAUAUUAAAAAAAAGUAAAGCUUGUGGUACAGUGAAGCAAUAUACAUAUGUAUGUAAAGAAGGCAAAAGUGCCAUAGUGUAUGUUGGGUGGGGGCACGGAAGGUUGUGGUGACUGUUAGUGGAGGUGUUCGAGAUUCUAAAUGUGCACAUAUGGCAACCCUAACCAAGGGAACUCGCCAAAACAAAGCAUUUUAUUACAUUCAAUACUGGAAUUUUUUUUUAAUAUAGAUUUUGGACUGAUGUCUGAUCCCCCUAGGUUCCGUGCCUCAGAGAGAGAGCCAGAUUCUGGUCCUGGCUCCCAGUAAGCUUGCAUGGGUCUCAGACCUGGUGCAGUUUUCUAGGGCUUUGAUAGUCUCGGUUCUAUACGUUCCAUUCACCUGGGCUCUAGAAGACUCGAACUGUGGACACCUUGCAUAUGAAGCCGAAGCUCUAUAGACCGAGCUAUUGAGGAGCCUUAAUAAGGAAAGUUCUAUAACUUGGGGAGUUACUGAAUGAUGCACCAGAAAAGGGCAUUUCAUUAGCUGAAUUCUUGAUAUUUUUUGUUCUGGUUUUUGCACAACUCUGAACUCUAGCUCAUGUGUGAAUGAAUGUGUUUGAGAAACUACCUAAAUAAAAUAACAAAAUUUAUCAGUAAUAUACAAGCACAGCUCACUAAAUGUAGAUUUCUGUUACCAAAUGAUCUUCAUACAAUUGAAUUAAAUUUCCUUGACAGGUGUCAGAGAUGUUUAUGGAUAAAACCAUCAUCAUCAUUAUACAACAACCUAGUGAAUAUCUGUUGGUUUCUUCCUAGACACUGAUGAUGGAAACAUUUACCGUAAUGUGUUAUUGUUUUGAUGUUGGUCAUUGUGUUAUGCUGUUGUCACAUCAAGCAAGUCACAAUUCUGGAGUUGUUUGACUUAAUUUGCUUUAAGACAAUUUUUUCAGGGCAGUUGAAAGCACAAAGUCCAGGAAUCCAUGUCUUCAACACUACUGUAUUGGGUAAUUUGUCUUGUUCAUUUUAAUGGUCAUAUAUGCAGUUUUACAAAAAAAAAAAAAAUUAUUUGCAGGUGCCAUUUGCGAAUUAAAUGCUUAUAAUGUACAUACCUCCUAUUUCAAAAUAAUACGUAAAUUAUACAUUGAUGAAGAUGGUAGUGUGUUUAACUUGAUGAACAUGUUAGUUCAAACUGUAUAAAAUUUUACCGUUAUAAAAUAACAAUUUCAAGAUUUUUGUUCUUUAAAGUAUGUAUAGAACAAAUUUAUAUUUGAAGUUCACAAGUUUUGAAGUACGAUAAGGCUUUAGGUCAGAUUUUGACAUGCGAUUUCAUUUGGUAUGUUGGCGUCAGACUUCACCAGUUAAAUGCAUUUCAAGUGGCUAGAAAUUCCAUGUUUGUAUUAUCCGUAAGUCUUCAAUACUAUACACGUAAUGAUAGUAUAUACAGUAGAUAUUUGUUACUGUUCACCAACAAAUGGGAGCAAAGUAGAUCUUCCAGGAAAAAAUAUCAACUUCACAUAAGCUAGUCAAUUUAACUUAGAAGUUUUGUAUAAAGUUUCCAAGAGCAUUUUGCUUGAAUACAUAACUGAUAUAUUCAGUGUAUCCCAGUCACCUGAUAUUUUAAAAUGGUAGAUAUCUUUGUGGCUAAAUUCUAUUUUUAUCAUGGUUGCAUUUUUGCAACACAGUUUUUCACACAAAAAAUUUCAGACUAAAUAAUGUAUUAAGAUUCAUUAUUUUAGAGAAAACUUAAAGCAAGUUUUCUCAUGGCUGGUGCAAUAGAAUUAAAAGGAAUAUAAGCUAUAACUAUGUGAGAAAACCAAUAAACGAGCUAAGCCUUGAAGUUUGGUAUUUUGUGAUGUCAUUAAUAUGUGUUUAGAUUGUGUUGAUAUGUACAUGUACAGUAUAUAUGUAUACAUGCACCAGUUAAGCUUCAUGUGUCACCAUUCUGUAGGUACUGUAUAUACAAGUGCAUCUUAUUUAUCCAAAUUUAAAUAUUAAUAACACAUUUACAAGGGUGGGCUGUUCCUUGAAGAAUCAACUGUCCUGGUUCCAAUCCUUGCCUCAAAAUGGGGUCAAAAUUUGAGUAAAUUCAAGUUAAAUUCCAAAUAAUGCAAAAUUUGUAUAACAAGGAAAAAGUAUAAGUUGAAUGCUUCAGUUUCCCUUCAAGAAGACUAGCAUUAAGAAAUGGCUGUCAUUGAGCCUUGAUGUCUUCACCUUGAAGACAUCUUUUCUCAAAGAGAAGAACCUUUCCAUGGUGGCUCUGGAGAUAGGUGUAUUGAACAUGAAGAAAUCUUUCAGCAUCGGUUUGGGGUACAAGUCCUUGUUGAUAAUGAAGGGUUCCCUUUUACAAGCCUCUCUGAGGAAUACUUCCAACUUCAAAACAAAAGUACUGAGGAUCGUCAGACUGGGUUUGAAAUCCGAUCGUCUAUGGAUAACAUUAAAAAAUGUAAAAGAAAUGGAAAAAGUAUGUAAAAAAUUCAAGUUUAUAAAAUUCUUGACAGACUUGAAAUAUUUUAUCUCUGCUAGUUACAUUCAAUAUAAGAUUUGGUCUUCUAAUAUAUGUAAAAUGUUGUAUGUCUAGUAUCCGAGAAUUUUGUUUUUAUUACUGUAUUUCUUUCCGUAAAUUUGAAAAUCUGAAACUUUAAAUAUUUGAAAAUAAAAAGUUUAGCAAAGCCAGCUGUACUGUAGAGCUACAUACAUAAACCUUGGAAUUUUCAGAUGUAAAAUCUUGCUUUUGAGUAAAAUAAAAUCAAAGAAUCCACCAUCAGUAGAUAAGGUAGGUGUUGCUCGAUUUCCUUCAUACUAUAUAUACAAGACUCUUGGUGGGGCUGCAUCCUCGAAUGUAGGGAAGCUUUCUGACAAAUUACCUGUCAAAUAGUGAAGAACAAAAGGAGAAAAAAAAUACAUUGCAUUGUUGGUCUCUUUGUGGAGAUUUUUUCUGAGAAGCUCCAUUUGCGAGAGAGUGGUUAUUUCUCGGUCAAAUGUGCACACCCAUAGUGGCAGAAUGGCUGUGUACCAAGUACAAUUAUUGUUGUCCGAGUUUGAGUACUACCCGCCAAACACGCUGAAACUGCGAUGUUGGUACAACAUUCGAACAAGUUUUAACACCUAACCAGUUAUAACAACCAAUAUAGCAAGUUGUAACAACAUUCUAAUACGUCAUAAACACUUUAAGCCAAGAUGUAACAACUUUAUUAAAAGUUGUAACAAGCGGAAAAUAGAGACAGUUUCAGUUUGUGUUUCCAGGGUAUCAUGUUGAGUGUCCCUGAAUAGACCAUUGCAUUUGCAGUGCAAAUAAAGUAAGUAAUAAAUCAUAUGAUGGGGAAGCUUUAUUAAUUUUAUGUAUAGCUUGGGUGAUCGAUGUCAUUUUGGAUGAGGUAACGUGGCACAGGUGACCAGGCAGGUCACUGACCUCACUUACCUGGGCAGUGAUGUCACAUAAACCUAGGGAAGGAUCAAUCAGAUGAUAGGCCAAUGGAAGAAGUAUAUCUCAAAGUGAACAAGCGUGCUUGGGCCAUGUGUUGGAUAGCCAAUUCAUUCACUUUUCAGGUGUCUUUGUUAAACAUGUGUGUCCUCACCAACCUAAGACUUGGUGGCAAGCAGUACUAAGUACAUUGAGUUGGGGCAAUAGCAAGGGUAGCUGUGGUAUUGUUGAUGCACAUGUGAAUGCCUUUUGCAGAGCUGAGAACAUUCAAAGUUACAUUAAAUUUGUGGUAGUGGCAGCAUUAACUUCUUCAGUAAUUUUCCUGGUGCUGUGGUACCAAGAGUGCAAGCAAUUGAGACGAGAUUAUUGCAGUGUUGAAGCUAUCUGCAGUCACAGCGAUGAAGGGUAUAAUUGGGAGUGUGCGCGCGCGCACGUUGGUGUGAACAUAAGAACGUACAAUUUCAUUGUGUAACAUUUAUCUCGCAUUCAUGGUGACCCAUAUGAUGGCCCAGUUCAAUACAAUUGCAAGUACCUGCAAUAAGUAUGCAGUGUAUCUGUAGAGACUGGAGGUUGCUCCGAAUUCAAGGUUGAUGAGCCCAGCUUGAGUGAUGACCAGGAUGCAACCAUCUUAAAUUGUGUGCUGAAACUAUUUUCUUAGUUAUGAGAAGAUUGAUAUUUUUACAAUAAGACAAUGUGAUACAGUGUAGGGUGCCAUGAAACAAAGCUCUGCCACUUAUUAAAAUCUUCAUGCUUUCAAAUGUAAGAGUAACAAAAUUGUUUGUGAUAACAGGUGAAUGUUAAUUAAGUCAUGUUUCAGUCAUAAAAAAUACUGUAUAUAGACAAAAACAAAAUCAUGUAUACAUAUACCACUUAUAAAAUACUGUAUUGACAUUUGAUAGUGAAAAAGUAUCGUCAUUUUAGUGAGAAAAUCCACUGAGGCUUUCUUAUCGAUGUAUAUCACAUUAGUGUAAUUUUCUGUGUAUCAUAAUUUUAAUAAAACAAUACUCUUGCUUUAUGAAUAUUGUAUACAAUAAUGUUUUUUUAUUUGUUGCCACUGUAUUUUACUGACCAUGCAGUAUUAUUUGGGAAAUACAGUAAUGUAUGUAUAAAGCUAAUGAAGGCCAGUGAAGUGUAACAACAAACAACUUGGUCUUCACCAAAUUGAAUGAAAUCAUAUUUGGUAUUUUAUUAUUAAAUGAAAAUGGUCUGUGUACUAUAUGACUUAUUCCUCCUUUAUUGGAGUACUUGACAUGUAUGCAUCUAUUAACUAUAAAUUGAUCAUGAGACUCUCAAGGUAAGCUAACUUUAGCCAGAUAGCUAGUGAUAAGUUAUGUAUCCGGGUAUUGUGCAUGCAUUGGCUGUUGAACAUAGGAGAAUACUGUAGUCUUAAUUAAACAGGAACAGUAGGUGAUAUCUUUUGAUACUAGUCAUAGUGACCAGUCACACUAUUGGCUCAACUCUUCAACUCUCGUGUAAUUAUUGAGGUACUAGACACUAUAGUAAAUACUGGUUUUAGAAAUUACAAGUUCAUUUUAAUGUAAAAAUUGGCAAAAUAUGGUGCACUUAAAUGCAUUAUUUACACGGUGCUCUAUCCUGUUUUAUAGCUGUAUUUACUGUAUAAUAUGUCGAGCCCAGACUUAUCAGAGAGUCAAGCCAUGUGUAACUGCAUAUAUAUUCAUAAUAAUUAAUUAAUAAUUACUAUAUACAUAAUGUGUUCCUCAUUGUAUGCUUGAACCACAUUUGCUGAUACACUGCAGGUAGACAACAAGAAACUUGCACUUUGAGUGUACAGGCGGCCACAGUUUGCACGGUAUUGCAUUAUGACGAUUUAGUUAUGUGGGUAAGAAAUUUUAUGCAAAAUUUUGAUUAGUAAAGUUUACUUGAUGGGUUUAGCUGGGUAUUGGCAUAGCUAUAGCAGCUGCACUAACAUGAUGGGCAGAGUGCAAUAUGUGCCAUGAUUCUCUUUAUGGCAGUGCACAUGAGCUCUUCCAAAUGUCAUUUGAACCUUGUCACAUCACAUUUAUUGUUUUAUAGGCUUUCUGGCUUACAUUCUUCCAUCACAGUGCCUACCAAACAUGUAGCAACUCUUGCAGCACUGGAAUGUAAGGUAAUGCUGAUGCUGCAAAAGAAACUUGAAAUAUUGCACAGGUUGGAAAAAUGGAGAAUCUAUUACAUCCCUUGGCUACCAUUGCAAGGUCAAUGAGUCUAGCAUUUGUACCAUUAAGAAGAAUGCAUAACAUCUGCCUGUUCAGGGCUUGGUUGAGCCAACAGAUGAAGUAGGAUAACAGCAACAAGAUGAUGAUGCCUUUAGAAACCCAGGUCAAGACUGCAUCACAUUACUAAAUUAUUUUUUAGAAAUGAAAAGUACAAAUGAUACUGUAACAAAAAAUGUUCUCGAACUAUCAGUGCAGUUUAAAAAAUGGCAGGACUUUUGAGAAUAAUAUCGCUUCUUAGUAUGGAGAAGCAAAUGUUAACAAGGUAAAACAACAGAAUUAUUCGAAGCCCUUCAUAUCACCUGUAGCUACAUCACCACCUCAAAUCAUAUCAACAGCAGUUGCCUCACCAACACCUGUGGUUGGCACAUGAAGUUGAUUAGAAAAUCUUGCAAGCUUGAUGUGAGUGAAACUCCCUUAGUAGGUGGCUGCAUCGGAUGACCCUCCUGAUUAUCUGUUGUUGAUUUCGAGGAUCAACGUCCCAGCAGCCCGGUCUCUGACCAGGUCUCCUGGCUGGUGGUCUAAUCGACCAGGUUGUUUGAUGCAACUGCUAGCAGCCUGACAAAUUCUCAGCAAGUAAGUUGGGUUCUGGCUAAUCUUCAUUCCCAAUUUAUUAACUUUUUCAGUUAUAUUUUAUAUCAUUGCACAUCCAAGCAUACUGAACCCUAUUAUGUGCUGAUAUGACUGGAAAGUACAGGGAACAUUAAAUAUUAAUGUUAAAAUUGGCAUUUUGAAGGUUUGGCACCUAACCAAAUUUUCCUCGUUCCGGUAUACCUUUGUUUGAUUUAAAAAUAAUUUGUAGGAGCAUAACUGCCGUGCAGAUGAAGGGCCGCCUGUACUUAAACCAGAGUUGUUGAUACACUGCCGGUAUACAGUACAUCCAGCUGCCACUUUGUUGUACAGUACAGUAUUUAACUUUAUCAUGUUCUCCUUAAUAGCAACAAAUACUUCAUUAUUUAAUGCAUUCUCUCAUUUUUGUUUUGCCUGUCAAAAGCAGUUGUAUAACCAUGUCUUCUGGCUUGUAGAAUAUCUUUUAUUGCAAAAGUAUUUAGUAUGUCAAGUUUUAAGAUUUGUGUAAUGAUUAAGAAUACAUGUACUCUUUUUAUAUUCUGUCCUUUUGUACUACUUUUUAUGAUAAAGAAAUUAUAAUUAAAUGUU